Messenger RNA from Cajanus cajan (pigeon pea), 2325 nucleotides. Its product is annotated as disease resistance protein RGA2-like. The record is from RefSeq and is a predicted model, not a curated record. Gene Ontology annotation, molecular function: ADP binding. Lineage: Eukaryota; Viridiplantae; Streptophyta; Magnoliopsida; Fabales; Fabaceae.
AUGGAGGCAAGCAUACAACUGAUACAACCCACAAGAGGGGAAAAUUUUAUCUUGGGUGCUUUGAAACUAAGCUACGUUAAUUUAGGCUUAUCAUUAAGGAGAUGUUUUUCCUUUUGUGCAAUUUUCCCUAAAGGUUCUGAAAUUGUCAAGGAAGAACUAAUUCAUCUUUGGAUGGCUAAUGGAUUUAUUAAAUCUGAAGGAAAUUUAGAAGUGGAGAAUGUUGGCAAUAAGGUGUGGAAAAGAUUAUACUGUAGAUCAUUUUUUCAGGAAGUAAAGACUGAUAAGCUUGGAAUCAUUACAAGUUUCAAGAUGCAUGAUCUAUUUCAUGAUCUUGCACAGUCCGUUGUGGGAGAAGAAUGUGUGGUUUAUGAGAAAACAAGAUUGACUGAUUUGUCAAGUAGAGUUCACCAUUUUCACUUGUUCAAAUCUAAUGAGUAUGAGUCAGUCAAUAAAGCUUCCUUAGAUAAAGUUGAAUCCUUGCGAACUUUUCUUGAUGAUUUGUAUUGGUACGAUAGAAAUGUUCCUAUGUUUCCAUUAAACAAUAGUCUCCGAGCAUUAAAGCUAUCUUCUCGUCAGAUGUCACCUCUCGUGGAUUUAACACAUUUGAGGUACUUAUAUCUGCGUCGGAGUCUUGUCACAUGCUUGCCUAGUUCUAUUUGUAGGUUGGAGAAAUUGCAAAUAUUGAAACUAGAAGAAUGUCAGUGCCUUCUUAGGUUGCCCAAAGACCUUACACAAUUACAAGAUCUAAGACAUCUUGUGAUCAAUAGAUGUUACUCAUUACUAGUGACGCCUCCCAAAAUGGGCAAGUUAAGGCAUCUAAGAACAUUGAGCAGUUUCAUUGUGGGUUCAAAGUCGGGAUUUGGGUUGGAAGAGUUACAUAGCUUAAAGUUGGGAGGCAAGUUGCAUAUCAGAGGCCUUGAGAAUGUCCCAAGUGAAGGGGAUGCUAAAGAAGCAAAUUUGAUUAGUAAGAGGGAGCUGAAUCGCUUAUACUUGUCAUGGGGUCGUUUUGAAGGUAGUAAUGUUAAUGCUGAGCAAGUACUGGAAGCCCUUGAACCUCCCUCAACACUUAAAAGUUUUGGGAUGAGUGGAUACAAAGAAAUACAAUUAUCUUGUUGGAUGAGAAACCCUUGGGUUCUGAAAGACUUGGUAGACGUUAUACUGUACAAGUGCGUGAACUGUAAAGAGCUUCCCCCACUUGGUAAGCUAGCACAUUUAAAAAGGCUAUAUGUACAUGGAAUGAAAGAUGUAAAGCACAUAGACAGUGAAUCAUACGAUGGCGUGGAGGAGAAGGCCUUUCCAUCGUUAGAGGAAUUCAUUGUGAGGGAUUUACCAAAUUUGGAGAGGAUAUUGAGAGAUGAAGGAGUAGAGAUGCUCCCUCGUCUUUUGAAAUUAAACAUUGUCGGUGUCUCCAAACUUCAAUUCCCAAGUCUUCCAUCUGUUGAGAAACUUUAUGCUGGUGACAUCGAGAACGAGGGUUCCUUCAUGGAAGGGGUUGUGGGAAAUUUGCCUUGUCUUAAGUCCCUAACCAUUAACUCCUUUAGCAAACUGAAGGUACUACCGAAACAAUUUGGCAGGCUUGGUGCACUACAGGAUUUAUUCAUAUCAGGUUGUAAUGAACUUGAGUCUUUUCCGGAACAUGUGUUGCAAGGUCUAACUUGUCUUCGAAGAUUGGAAGUUUAUAGGUGUAAGAAAUUAAAAUGGUUAUGUGAAGGUUUGGGGCAUUUAGCUUGUCUUGAGGUUUUUUGUGUUUGCUCAUGUCCAGAGGUGGUGGCCCUACCAAGCAACAUGAACCAACUAACUGCUCUUCGGGAAGUGAUGAUUUGCGGUAGAUUAGUAGAGUGCUUACAAGGUAUCCUCUCCCUGCAAAGUUUGAUUAUAUACGAUUGUAGUUCAUUGCCAGAGUGGUUGGGAGAAUUGACUUCUCUUAAGGAAUUAGAAAUAUCUGGAAAUAGGGAGUUGAGGUCACUGCCAAGUAGCAUUGAAAAGCUCACCAACUUGAGUGUAUUAAAAAUUUACAAUGGCACGGAGUUGAGGUCACUACCAAGUAGCAUUCAACGCCUCACCAACUUGAGUCGAUUACGUAUUGCAUCUUGUCCUGAGUUGGAGAAGCGGUGCAACGGGGAAAGAGGGGAAGAUUGGCAAUUCAUAGCUCACAUUCCACAGCUGGAAGUGAUCUCCCACCCGAAAAGAAAGACUUGCACACUUUAUGACAGAAUCCGAUCCCCCUGGACAACCUACAACACCACUGGAAUGCGCUCUGCUAUAGACUAUUGGUUUUGGCAACAUAAUACUCUAACAGGUCAAUUUGACAGGAUUAUUGAGUAA